Messenger RNA from Saprolegnia parasitica CBS 223.65, 1050 nucleotides. RefSeq lists its product as hypothetical. Gene Ontology annotation, molecular function: small GTPase binding; GTPase activator activity. Gene Ontology annotation, cellular component: cytosol; nucleus; perinuclear region of cytoplasm. NCBI's taxonomy places the organism in Eukaryota, Oomycota, Saprolegniomycetes, Saprolegniales, Saprolegniaceae. The record is from RefSeq and is a predicted model, not a curated record. Bases 1 to 993 code for a protein of 330 amino acids. The transcript has a single exon. Gene Ontology annotation, biological process: nucleocytoplasmic transport; activation of GTPase activity.
AUGGCAGCGCUUCCAAAGCAGCAUUUGCAUACGCUCACGGUGAUUACCUCCGCCUUUGGUCCAAUGGACACGUCUGCGAUGGUUGCAUGGCUCCAAGAACCGCACGCGACGUCGUUGACACUGGGGUGCUCUUCCGUGUCCGACCCGUCGGCGCUCGCCGAUGCGAUUCAAGCAUGCGUUACGCUGAGAACCUUGAGCCUCUUGGGCGCGAUGGACGUUCAAGAAGCGCUGGUGGCAUCGCCAAAGACCUUGCCGCACAUCACAUCGCUCACCGUCGUGGAAUCGCGUUUCGGCGACGGUGCCACCCUCGGCUUGGUCAAGAAGCUCGAUCGCACCAAGAUCGUCUUUUUCGACUUUGAACAUAUAAAAGGCAUGGGCGACAACGACUUUGGCAACCGGCCCGAAACGAGUGUGCUCGACACACUCGCGCUGUGCCCCGCGCUCCGGACACUCCGGCUUGUCCGCAUCCACAUAACUCCGACCACGACGACUGGAACCUGGUCGCACUUGUCGACGGUCGCCGUGCAGAAUACGACGUUCAAGACACCUGGCGACGCCGUCAAGCUCCUCCAGUGGCUCUCGACCUCGCGCUGCCUAAAGGACGUCGACUUGGGCUAUACGCAGCUCGGGACGGCUGGGUUUGUCGAGCUGGCGCGGGCGCUGCCGGCGUGGAUGGCGAGAGGCCUACAGAGUUUGAGACUUCAGGAGACAAAGAUGGGUGACGACGACGCUGCCAUCCUCGUCGUUGCGCUCGCUUCGGGCACGAACCGACGGCCGCUCACGGUCAAUGUGCGGUCAAACCCUUUCUCAGAGGCGUCGACAAAGCUCUUUUUGGACAUGCUGGGGGCGAGCCACAACGUCACGCUACAUGUGGGCACGGGCCGCUUCACAGCCAGCAUCCAAAACUAUGUGCAGCUGCACCAUCUUGUGCUGGUGCAGCCCGGCGUACUGACGUCGCCACCGCGCUCGUCGUCGCCGUGGUAUGCCAUUUGAACCAUUAAUCGUAGGUGUGCUAGAAACUUAAUGCAUACUCGUACUAUGAUUGUCUUG